AUGAAAACAACUCUGCUUCUCUCCGCGGCCUCUCUGGCCACGGCGUUCGUGAUCCCGGGGAAUGAUCAGCAACUUCUGUCUGCCUUCACUACGGAUGAGGCCUCUACGACUGCCGUGCAGCGAUUGCCAUCGGAAGAGCAAGGCCAUCACGGCGCCGAGGAACACCGUCACGGCGAUGCAGACAAGGGGGAAAAAGUGAAGGCGAUGUUCGCCGGUGAUGUCCAUGCUCACGACCAAGGUGACCAUGUUUCCGGUAAAUGGCACCGUGCCGCUGGCUUGGCAGAUGGAUUGCAGAGAUUUGUUGCUCAUUUCGAGCAUUUGGAGAACCUGGAACACAUGGACAGGCUGUCUCUGGAUGGUGAGGAUGAUGGGCAUUUUGGUCAUGGAACGGAGCCGAAGGAGGGCAAGUUUGGUAAGGACAAGCAUGGCAAGGACAAGCAUGGCAAGAAGGGCGAGAAGGAUCACAAGUUCAAGGGAAAACACCAUGAAAAGGGCCACCACCAUGAAGAUGAGGAGUUCCACCACGGAGGUGAGCAUCCUCCGUUCAAGGGAGAGCACCAUGAUGAGGAGCGUCACGAACAUUUUGAACACUUUGAACAAUUUGGACACCACGAUCUUGAUGUAUUCGACUUCCCACCAUGCCCUCAUGCCCGACCAAGCCAUCCGCCUGGAUUCUUGGACAAGGUCAUGGGACAUGUGAAGCAUAUCUUCGGCUACUCUGCUCCUGAGCCCGAGAGGCCUAUGCACCAUGCCGGUCACCACCACGAAAUCAACCAAACCAUCUACGAACUCAUCUCCGGCAGCAACCACACCCGCAUCUUCACGCACAUCGUCAACCAAUACGACGAUGUAGUCAGCUACCUCAACUCAACCCAAGCCAAUUACACCGUCUUUGUGCCCGUAGACAAGGCAUUUGAGCAUAUCCACGACCACAACCGCAACUUCAGCAAGGAAGCUGUUGUCAAAUGGCUUGAAUAUCACAUCUCGCCCGAAGUCUUCACUCUGCAUGACCUUUUGGAUGUCCAGACUCUGCCCACCUUCAGACUGGAAGAGAAUGACAACAAAUACCCCCAGCGUAUCAGCACUUCGUUUGGUCCCAAGGGGUUGACCUUGAACUUCCACUCGCAUGUCUUCCGUCCUGACAUCCACGCUACAAACGGCGUCAUCCACGCCAUUGACAAGCUUCUAAUCCCAGCCCUAUCAGCCCAGACGACCAUCGAACUAGUCCCCUCAAUUUUCAGCACUUUGAAUCUUGCUUUAAUCAAAACGGGACUGAUUGACAGUGUUGAUCUCAAGGAACUUAGGGCUGGUGGUACCCUCUUUGCUCCCACAAACAAAGCCUUUGCCAAAUUGCCACCGCAAGUCAAUGCAUUCCUUUUCAGCCGCGCUGGUGAGAAGUAUCUCAAGGCUCUGCUGAAAUACCACAUUGUCCCGGGACACACUCUUUUCACGGAUGCAUACUACCAGCCCAAGACUGAUGAUGCUGUUAACGAUGAUGCCAUCAUUACUAAGGACCAUUUUGAGCUUCCCACUCUUCUCGAUUCCAAACCAGUCAGCGUCGAUGUCCGCCACUUCCAUCGUCUAACCCUAAUGACUGUCAACGAGCACAUUCCAGUGUCCGUAGCUAAUGUCCCUGUUAAGGAGGGGGUGAUUCAUCUUGUUUCUUCCGUUCUGAUCCCACCUCAUCCUGAGGAUGCUGUUGCCCCUGCUGCCCUUGACGACAGAGAGCAAAUGGAACGUGAACACGAACACGAGCAUCGCCACAAGCAUGGACUCAGUGUUCGUGAAUUGAUGCAGAGACUCGAGCCUCUUCUUGAGUAA
Talaromyces atroroseus is the source of this 1821-nucleotide messenger RNA. RefSeq lists its product as hypothetical. Gene Ontology annotation, cellular component: fungal-type vacuole membrane. Gene Ontology annotation, biological process: macroautophagy. The coding region runs from base 1 to 1821 and encodes 606 amino acids. The record is from RefSeq and is a predicted model, not a curated record. The transcript is spliced from 3 exons. NCBI's taxonomy places the organism in Eukaryota, Fungi, Ascomycota, Eurotiomycetes, Eurotiales, Trichocomaceae.